Molecule: messenger RNA, 1497 nt
Organism: Necator americanus (New World hookworm)
Lineage: Eukaryota; Metazoa; Nematoda; Chromadorea; Rhabditida; Ancylostomatidae
Exons: 2
Coding region: 1-1497 (498 amino acids)
Molecular function (GO): catalytic activity
Source: RefSeq, a predicted model, not a curated record
AUGCCGAUCUGUACUUAUAACGCACGUACGCUUGCAUCGGAAGUGGCCAUCGAAGAUCUGAUGAUGCAAGCCAAAAAGAUCAAGUACGACGUCAUCAGACUGACCGAGACGAGACGACGUCACCCUCUCAACGCCGUAUAUGGAACUGGAGAAGAACUGUUCUUGGGAACAUGCGACAGUAGAGGUAUUGGUGGAGUUGGCGUCCUCGUCAACACGAGUAUGGCAAAGAACAUCGACUCUUCUGAACAACUUACGACCCGAAUCGGACGUCUGCGGAUGAGAAGAUGUGGCCCAACACCAGCUUUAACUACCUUCCUCGCUUACGCUCCAACAUCAAGCUACGAUGAAGAAGAAGUCGAAACUUUCUAUAUAGACAUGGAAAAGUUCUACCGAGAAGAUCGUGCCUUCUAUAAGGUCAUAAUUGGCGAUUUGAACGCUGAGAAGCCCUCCUCUCCACGUUGGACGUGGGAGUCACCCGGUGGAGGGUACUGUAAUGAAAUAGACCACAUCAUCGUUAAUAAAAGGUUCUGCCUGACGGACGUCGGUGUUGUACCAAAGUUCUAUACGGGAUCGGACCAUCGUCUCCUCCGAGGAAGAUAUCCCUUCACAAGAAGAGCAGAGAAAGCCGCCAAGUGCAGAGAGAGAAAUCCCAGAACUAUCAUCAACUGGGAUCUUUUCGCUACGUUAGCCGGCUUUUGGGAAGAUUACGCAAGGGACAACAUCGGCGAAGAAUAUGACCGGCUCCUUGAACACCUUCACGACUGCGCGCAGAAGGCUGAGAGUUCUAAAACCACCAAGAGACGCCUGUCUCUUGAAACUCUUGAGCUGAUACGCCAGCGUGGAGCAGCACGAACCGCAGGGAGCCAGGAACUCACGUCAGUGCUCGCAAGGCUUUGCAGAGAGGCGAUAAAGGAAGACCUUAAAGAGAGAAGAGCAGAAGUGCUGGCUGAAGCUGCAGAGGCGGAGAAAAGCAUCUGCUAUGCCCGUCGAGACUUCGCCAGUCGCAAGACGAGGAUGACUGCUCUCCGGAACCCAAAGGAAACAGCCAUUGCAUCGAGGAGGGGGAUGGAAAAAAUCAUCUACGACUUCUACUCUGAUCUCUCCCACAGCCAUGUCCGCUUUCCUCUUCACCAUCUGAGGGAAGACGGACAUGUCAUUCCAGAGGUUCUCCCGUCCGAAAUACGACAUUCUAUCAUGUCGGUAAGAAGUCGUACAUCACCCAGUCUCGACAGAAUGAAACCAGAACAACUGAAGAGCCUUCCGCCACUACUCAUCAACACCCUGGCGAGGCUCUUUACACGUUAUCUGUCGGAAUGCAAGGUUCCUAAACAGUGGAAGACCAGCAAGACCGUGUUGCUGUAUAAAAAGGGAGAUCCACGUGACAUCGGCAACUAUCGCCCAAUCUGCUCCAUCUACAAGCUCUUUACAAGAGUGAUCCUUAAUAGGAUUGAAAAAGUAGUGGAUGAAGGACAGCCAUGCGAGCAAUCAGGGUUUUGA